AUAUUGUUGCCAAUCUCUACAUUCUUGAUGUCUGUUGAAACUGCUUGAAACUCCUAAAAUCCAUCUUGAAUCUUUCUUGAGAUUGCUUUGUACUUGUUCUUGAAACUGAAAUCCAAAGGAAAUGGAUAAUGAUUAUUGGAAUCCUCAUUAUCUUGAUACUUGUCUGAAAUUAAUUCUUGCACUGUUCUUGAAAUCUAUUUUGAGUUGACCUUGAAAACCAUUCUUGUUCUGACACUGGCUCUUGUUCAAAUUCUGUAUACUGCUCUUGUUCAAAUUCGAUAUACUGCUCUUGCUCAAAUCCUGCAUAUUCUGCUCGUUCUUGUUUCUGUAUACUUCUUGAUCUUCUUGAUUCUUGGUUUUUGUUCAUAUGGACACCUCUUUAGGAGGGGUGAUGGUUAUUAGAAGACACCUAUAUGAGGUAUCCUCGUUCUUGUCUCUUCUUGCAAGUGUUAAAUUCUGUAUCCUUGAUGCCUUAGCUUUGACUUGGCUCUAGGAUGUUUAGGCUAAGCAGAUUGUAGCCUCCAUGAGCUACGAGGUAAAGGGGUAGUCCUUGAAAUACUUGAUACCCUAGAGUUUUGUUCCAAGUGAAAUGGUUCUUUGGUCUGGCUGCUUGGAUUUUUGUUUGCCCUUUUAAUUGGAAGACAUGAAUCUUCUAAGCAUCUUGAUCCCAGUCAUUGCUUUGUUCUGUUAAUUAAUUCUAGUACUUGAGGUGCUAGAUCUUGAUCUCCUGAUUAUAUCUGCUCUCGAAUUCUUGUUCUCAUUGUCAUUAUUGAAAUUUCUUUUGUGGGCCUAAUUUUUGGAAUUCUAUUGCCUGUUUCAUGGUUAACUCUUGUCUCUCAAUUUUGAUUGCUUGGUUAAAUUUGAUCUUGAUUCUUGGUGAAUGCCAUUUUGUUGCUGAAAUUCUUGAGGCAUUCUACCUUGCACUCUUAUGUUCCGGUAUUCUUCCAAGCAUUCAUAUUUUCCAUUGAUUUUAUUCUGUUGCAAUUCUUGAGAUCCUUACAUGUCAUUUGAUGGUCCGAGCUUUUAACUCUUGUUAAUUGCUAAAAUCCAUUUCUUGAUUCCAAUUGUUUUGUUAAACAUGAUCUUGUUGGCUAACCUUGUUGUAGCAAAGUGUGUAAGGCAUCCAUGUAUUUGUUCAUUCAUUUAUGAUCCAUAUAUCCAUUGGAUGCUUAUCCGUCUUUGAUAGAGUUCAAAGUUUUGUUGUGCUCGUCAUUAAAUCCAUGCCAUUCUUUGCUAACUCGUCUUGUGAUGGGUUCGUAGCGUAACCCCACAAUUGUUCUUUUGUGGUGUUGGCAGGAUUUAUUUUUAUUCCUUGUGCUUCCCAUAUCACCCCAGCCUCUAAUAGCUCAUUUCGUGGUAAACCCUGUUAAGUAGUUAGUGUUCUGCUUUUAUGAUUUGUUGUGAUUUGAUAUCAGAGUGGCGCAGCGGAAGCAUAGUAGGCUAUGUUCUGUUUAU
Rubroshorea leprosula is the source of this 1455-nucleotide messenger RNA. The record is from the annotation of a GenBank genome assembly. Lineage: Eukaryota; Viridiplantae; Streptophyta; Magnoliopsida; Malvales; Dipterocarpaceae.